This is a messenger RNA of Bipolaris zeicola 26-R-13, 7704 nucleotides long. RefSeq lists its product as uncharacterized. Gene Ontology annotation, cellular component: site of polarized growth; cell cortex. NCBI's taxonomy places the organism in Eukaryota, Fungi, Ascomycota, Dothideomycetes, Pleosporales, Pleosporaceae. The transcript has 4 exons. The record is from RefSeq and is a predicted model, not a curated record. Gene Ontology annotation, biological process: cell morphogenesis. The coding region runs from base 1 to 7704 and encodes 2567 amino acids.
AUGCCGGCCCUCUGCUGUGCCAUGCUCGGCCCGUUCCCUCUCUUGCAAGCCCGGCCACUGGCUGGGAAUGUGUCGCACCAUAUAGACCACCACCCCUCGUCGGCCUCACGCGAGCCCAGCCAAACGCGUGGAAGGGCACUGACAGCCUCGUCACGAACAAUCACCUCCCGCUCACAGACGCCCGCCGUAAAAGGCGCAAGUAGCAGUUCGAGCCCCGACCGCACCCUGGCCACGCUCGAACGCAAGCCCUCGGGCUCUUACGCCCACAAUCGCAAUACCUCCAUCGUGCACGGCAUCCAGCACUCGCGGAACACCAGCUUUGUCAACUCGCCCGCCACGAGUCCCCUGAGCCCUCAGAUCAUCGCCGCUGCCGCCGGUGCCACCAUCGAUGGAGCCAUCAUGUCGCAAGAAUCCAUAGCCGAUGCCUUUGCUGCAAAUGGCAUGCAGCCUGGCUCCGCCUCCGGGAUUCCCUUUGCCAGCCCUCCCCUCCAGCCAGUCCAUGCCGAUGGCUAUGCUCCUCUGCGCAAGCCUGAGCGGGCUCCCAGUUCGAGAUCCUCGCGCAAAGGUCACAACCACCACCGCUCCCAAUCCCGCCACCCCCAGCACCCCCAUGAGCUCAAGACAGUGGGCGAGUAUGCCCUACACCACCUCUUCAAUUCCUUCAUCAGCCAGGCUGAGCACAAGAUCAACCAAUGCACGACAGAAAGAGGCCAACCCGAGGCAAAGGUUGAAGGCGUUUGUGGUCCUGGGGUAGACCCAACCUUUGACCAGCUUAUAGCCGCCCUGGGUCAUAUUGCUCGCCAGAAGCCUAAGCCCCUAAUCGACACCAUAAUGCUAUGGCGCAAGGCAAAGAGUGAGGAGGCGGCUAAGCAGCGCACCCAGCUACUCAAUGCACGGCAAGCCAGUCCAGUACCCCAUCCCCACCCCGCCCUAUCUCGGCGGAACACUGAGUCGACGCAACAACCAGAUACCCAGCCCACGGCCUCGGUAGCCUCGCCCGCUGAGCACAUUCUUGCACUACAGCAUACCGUGACGCAGGCUGAGCAGCGCUCUACUGUCUCGACCUAUAUCCUCUGCCGUGUCUUGAUUGAGAUCAUGACCCAGACCGAUCUUCAGAAUCUCACAUUCGAAAUGGCAGAUCGCCUCCUAGGUCUAUUCUACGGCCAACUCAGCACUGUAGACCCGGACUUGGUGGAUAUUUCGUCCCUCAACCUCGCGAAUUGGACUAUUUAUAGUCAGUUGCUUGGUGUACUGAGCGGACUCAUCUUCGAGCAGGUGCAAGAGAAAUUCAUCGCUGACUUGAAAAUGGUGGACAGUCAUCUGGCUGCAAAGAACCAGUACAACAGGGAUCAUGAGGCCAAGGGCGCUUUGUUGAUCCGCGCGCUAAGGCACAUGAAAGUCGAGUCUUACCCCGAAGACGUCUGGGACCGGACGUGCGACUUCAUGCUUUCAAUGGCAAAGCUCUUUACCAGCGCCCAUGGACAGCCGGUCAAAUAUGCUUACUGCCAAGUGUUGAGGGAACUACUACUCCGCAUUGCUUCAAAAGCGACCGUAGAGCUCAAUACACCCAAAUGGAAGGCCGUGAUCGAGCUCAUGAAGCAGCGCGCUGCCAUAUUACUCGGCAAACCCAAGCAUUGGCAUGAGGCGUUUCCACUCAUGGCUGCCAUCCUGUGUGCAUCUCCUACCGACAUAUUUCUUUCCCAAUGGCUCGCACUAGCCCUGUCGACUCAGCCCCGGCUCAAGGAGCGCACAACUAGACCGAUUGCCCUUCGUGGCAUUUGCCGACUAGUGUGGACUUACAUAUAUCGACGAGGCACCGAGGCACCCAAUGUUGCCGUGCGUCGACUAGACGAGAUCAUACGGAUGGUGUUCCAGCCUGGAAGAAGAUCUUAUCUUUCCACCGAACCUGUGAUAGCGGAACCUCUGAUACAGCUCACACGCAUCAUUGGCUACAGGUACCAGGACCUUUGCUUCAAAACAAUUGUAUUUCCACUUCUUAACUCGGACAUGUUCAUGUCAAAUCGAGAGCUGCGCGUCGAGAAUCUCGAGCCCGAGCGUAUGGUCAUUGGAAUUCGCUCAUUCCUUGCCAUCAUGGCAGAUCUGGAGAACACUGAGCAGCCGCCUUUUCCACUGACGUUUGAUUACGAUCCCAAUGCAUUGUCAAACGAGCUGCCUGCGCUUCCCAGUAGCCCGCGGCCUCCACAACCGCUCCCCAUAAAGUCUAGCCUGCUCAAGGAAGAGCGUCUUUCGCGUCCCGUUGACUUUAGCGGUUUUACCGAGGUGGCCAAAGAGCACUAUGUCCGAUUCUGUAAAAUUUUGGGCGAGAUCACCAUUAUUUGCGACAAUGCAUUUGGUGGACAAGCCGUUCUGGACGAGAAGUUCUCUGUGCAGACACCAAAAACGCCCAUGGCGGAUGCUUUUAGCUUUGGUCGUCGCGAAGAAAACCUAACUACUACAGAUCCUCGGCAAGGGUUUUAUGAUCUACUACACGUCGCUGUCCAGGCUUUACCUCGUUGCUUGUCCCCGCAUAUCCCAUUCAACUCUCUCGUCAAUCUCUUAUGCACGGGGACGGCGCAUGUUCAAGGAAGUAUCGCAGUAUCCUCGGCCCAAUCCCUAAAGUCCAUUGCACGACAAUCUCAUGCUCAGCAAGUUACAAUUGGGUUUGCACGAUUCAUCUUUAACUUUGACGACCGGUAUGCGACAAUGUCUGACGGUGGUAUGCUCGGUCCUGGGCACAUUGAGAACACAUUAAAGCUCUAUGUCGAACUGCUCCAGAUAUGGAUCGAAGAAAUCAAGCGAAAGACGCGCAAAGCAGCACUGGACACCCCAGAUGAUGGCUCUGGCAAUCGCGCUGCUCAGCUUGACCUCUCAUCGGUAUGGGCUCAUGUGGAAGAGGUCGAGUCUCAUGGUAUUUUCUUCUUAUGUUCACCUUCCCGCCGUGUUCGUUCUUAUGCCGUUACCGUACUCCGCCUCAUCACCGAGUUCGAUACAGCUCUGGGAGGCUCAAACACCAGAAUUAUUCGCGUCAUGGAAGGCAGCCCACAGAGAGUCCUUGAUAUCAGUGACGAUACGUUGUCUCUAGCCGAGCGAAGUCGCCUACAACGAGGCAUGCGCAAGAGCAACGUACAGAGCACACUCGUCGAGCUCUGUAGUAGUGAUAUACCCUACGACUCCACUUUGUGGUUCAAGAUCUUUCCGAACCUGGUGCGAAUCAGUUUUGAAAUUUGUCCUUUUGCUGUCACGCUCACUCGAGACAUUGUUUGCGCAAGACUAUCUCAGAUGUAUCGGACUCUAUCAUCCCUGGCUGAAGGCCAGCGUUCAACCCCGUACUCGCCACACGAACCGACUAGUAAUAAACCCAGUGGUCGCCUUGCCUCCACAGCGCCGGAGAUUGUAGUCGAGCAAUGGAAACUCUACCUCAUCUUUGCAUUUACAACAUUGACCAGCUUGGGUCCAACAGCCACCUCAGCCACACAGGGACAUCAUUCACGGAAGAGCUCCAAGUCUUCACAGACGAGCACGACCAAGCUGCACACUGCUACGGAAUUGUUUUCCAAGGUCUUGCCAUUCCUUUCUGUGGAAAAUGGCGCCAUACGAGAUGCUGCUGUCAUCGGCCUUGGGUCUGUCAAUCUCAACCUCUACCGCACGCUACUAGAGUCCCUUCAAGGGAUCGUAGCUGCUUGCUCAGAGGAGGCUAAGAUGCGUCUGGGCAACCACAACAGGACCAUCAGCAACCCGCGGCCGAUGAACUACCGAACCGACCAUCUCCGAACUGAAAUUACGCAUGUAUACAAGCUGACAGCGCAACAUUUUCUAAAGUCACCCGAGGCCUACAAUGAUGAGUGGAUCAUCAACAACCUGAUGAACUACACAAAGGACCUUAGGAUCUUUCUCAGCGACGCAGAAGUUCAGCUUGAAGCACGGUAUCAGAAGCUGCGCACGCAUUACUGUGGCCUGGUGGAAGUUCUUUUUGUGGGUAUCAAUAAAACAGCAGACCCUCUGCACUGGAUGCCAUUCCAGGCUCGAAAAGCUGCCUUUACAUUGAUGGAAGACUGGUGCGGAUACUCUGCGAACCAACAUCAAGUCCGACAGCGUGAGGAACAGAUGCGCCGUACUAUUCUCGACCGGGAACUAGACACAGCCAACAAGGGCAGUGCGACAGCAGCGCUUGAAAUUGAGAAACGAGACCUUCGGACCGCUGCUUUGAGUGCCAUGGCCGCAUUAUGUGGUGGGCCUGUCAGUAUUACCACUGAUAGCAAGGUUUUGCUGCAGUUCGAUGUCAUGCGCAUUCUUUCCUGGAUACAAAGUAUCUUCGAGACACCUAGUGACCGGACGCACGCUAUUGGUCGCCGGGCGCUUUCCAACCUCAUUCUUCACAAUCGUGAGCAUCCAUUUCUGCUGGACAAGGCAAUCGAGAUGUGCUACCUCGCUCCCUCUGGGAAGGCCCUCUACAGCUAUUUCUCAGUGGUUACCCAAGUUCUUACACAACACGAAGACUACACCUUGCCGUUCUGGAAGGUGCUGAGUGCAGGCCUAUAUACACUGGGCCAUGAGAACAGCGAGAUACGUAUGAAGUCUGCUCGAUUACUGCGAACACUCGAAGCACGUGAGGGAAAGAAUUCCAAGCUACAAGACCUCGACAUCAGCAUUUCGGACAAGACGGUCGCUGUAUACAAACUUGCGCAGUUUGAAACGUCACGUAGGCUGGCCAAGCAACAUGCCGAGCUCGCGUUCCUGGUCUUCUCGCAGUUCUCAUACUAUUUCAAAGAUCUUCAACCUGAUCACAAACGCAACAUGGUCGCCGCUAUGCUUCCCUGGGUACAAUCAGUCGAACUACAAGUCAAUCCGGACGGAGGACCAACGGCAAACUCCUACAUGCUUCUGGUCAACCUUUUUGAGAUCACUUUCACUUCCGGUAAUGUCCUACACAAUGAAAUCCAAGCCCUCUGGCAAGCGCUGGCAACUGGACCCUAUGGCGGUAACGUUCAGUUGAUCCUGAACUUCGUCAUCAACCUCUGCUUGGACAGAAGAGAGCAGAACUAUGUCGAUUACUCUAAGCAGAUUGUCGUCCACUUAUCUACUACACCCGCUGGUCUGAAAGUAGUCGAGUUUCUGCUGUUACAGAUCAACCCUAGAUCUAUGGUGAGCGAAAAACGCGAACCUUCGCCACCACCGCCUGAUGCUCUGAAUCUUCCGUACCUGGCCGAUCUCACAAAGGUUUUGCCUAGCAGCAACAAACAGUCGGGCUUCGCUCUGGGCCAGGUUUGUCUAAUCUUGCUAGUAGAUCUAAUGGUCUCUCCUGUCGAAGUUGCAAAAGAACACAUUCCUCUGCUUCUACAGGUGGUCCUGGUCCUAUGGGAUCACUAUACACCUGUUGUACAAGACCAGGCUCGCGAAAUGCUCGUGCAUUUGAUUCACGAACUUGUCAUUUCGAAGAUUGAGGACGACACACCGGGCAUUGACAAGAGGUCUAUCGAAGACUUUGUUGAAGGCAUUCGACAACGCGACAGCAAGGUUGUGUGGAGCUACGAUGAUGAGAACGGCAAAGCUGCGGUCGACUCAACCACAAAAGUACCUGAGCCAAUGGAGUACGUUUCCGGGGAGGUGAUGAGGUUCUUCUCCUUUGCCUACCCUGGGUUAAGAGAAGCAUGGGGAAGAGUAGCAUUGAACUGGGCAACUUCCUGCCCUGUUCGACACAUUGCAUGUCGAUCAUUUCAGCUUUUCCGUUGUAUUCUGAGUUCGCUCGAUCAGCAGAUGCUUUCCGACAUGCUGGCAAGACUUUCGAACACGAUAUCAGACGAGGAAAGCGACAUCCAGACCUUUUCGAUGGAAAUACUCACAACACUGAGAACCAUUAUUGAGGCACUGACACCAGAAGAUCUUAUUCAAUAUCCACAGCUCUUUUGGACGACAUGUGCCUGCUUGGACACGAUACAUGAGGGCGAGUUCAUGGAGAGCUUACUCAUGCUGGACAGGUUCCUUGACAAGCUUGAUCUAGGCAACGAGGAUGUUAUCCGGACAUUAGAACAAAGUUGCCCAGAAAAGUGGGAAGGGAAGUUUGAGGGCUUGUCCCAGCUCACGUACAAGGGUAUCCGAUCAAGUCUAUGUCUGGAUCGCUCUUUACGGAUCCUGGAGCGACUGGUAGUCUUGCCUUCCAGCCGUAUUGUGGGCGACGACAGCCGACUGAUGUACACCGUCCUCGGAAACUUGCCAAGGUUUUUACGUUCGUUUGAUUCAUCCGUACACAGCAGUAACACAAGAGCUACUGCUGAAGUGCUUGCCCAAGUCGCUGAGCAGCACUAUCAGCAUACAUUGCUUUCAGAGGCCCUGACUGCUUUUGCAAUGGGAAGGUAUCGUCAUGAAAGGGACUUUCUUGCGCAGACCAUAUUGGCAAUACGUUCAUCAUUCUUUCCUGACCAUGAGUUCGGCAGCUUGGUCUUCCUUCUUGGUUUGUUGAUGAACAAGAUUGACUGGAUGAAGAUCAACACAAUGGAGGCCCUGUGCCUCUUGCUUCCGGAAAUUGACAUGCGCAAACCGGAUAUGACAUUGAAGGGUUCUGAUCUCUUUUCACCACUCCUUCGACUCUUGCAAAGCGCAUACUGCCCCCAGGCAUUGAAGGUCCUCGACUUCGUUAUCAAUCUCAACAUGACUAGCACGCUCGCACCAUUUGACAAACAACAUAUACGUAUGAGUAUGGCAGGUUCGCAUUCGACCAGAGGGUACAAGAAACAGUUUGAAAAGACGCAAUCUCUUUAUGGUAUUCCUGAAGAGAGUGGGUGGUCGAUUCCAAUGCCUGCUCUGCAUUCACAGUUGACGAGAGCAAAUGUCCAUGCUGUUUUCUAUACUUGCGGCAACUUUGGCGAACUGCAUACGCCUCAUACGGAGACGCCCAAGGUGGAGUUCCGCCAGGAGGAAUUUCCUUUCAGCCCCUUGUCUGAUUACCACCGAACUGCGACCAUGACAUCCGAAGACACCCGUGGUGAUAGCCACAUCGGGGAGCUGGUCAUGAAACUAGACAGCCUCGACGACUUUUUCGAAGACGAUGAUGAUGCUGAGACGCUAACUGAUUUGCCCAACUUUUCAUCUUUGGGACGUUCUGCAAAUGGAUCAUACGCUCACGACAUGCGCGAAAAUCUAUACGACCAGCAGACGGCGCCCAUCCUGCACAAGUCCCUGACACGUAACGCUUCGGUAACAUCAUUCCAAUCUGGAUUCAUUUCUGACGUAAAACUCUCGCCAGCUCGGGACCCUGGCGUCAUGACACCAGGUGCUUUCAGCUCCUUUGCCGGCCCUGCCAAUUCCGCUUUUCCUCCAGCAAGCAAUCCUUCACGUCCAGGCGGUCUCCAUGCGCGUUCAGUAACUUCGCCAUCCGCACCAAACCAACCCCAGCGUAUUUCGCCCUCGCUUUCAUCCACUGCCUUGGACGAACAGAAUGAGACCUUUUCCGAUGACGAAUAUGCCACCGGCCGAUCCAACAGUACCGAUAAGGCCAAUACGUUUCAUCUUGACAAUAUGGUCAAACCCAUAGCACAGGAUGCGAGGAGCCGGUUCAGAAGCGGCAUGCGGAGACUUACUGGAGGGGGUGGUGACAACAAAGACAGCGCCAAGACGAGAGAAGCGAUCAAACUGGCCCUGCAGAAGAGCCCUCAAGUACCCAAGGUGCCUGACAUCUACCUUGUCAACCCCAAGAGUGCGGAUCUUUGA